AUGGCUGAUGACGAGGGCGCUUCUCCCCGCGAGUUGAUCGUGGAGGCUUGCCGACGUGACCAACCCCACCUGAUCGAGCAGGUUCUGGAUAGCAUGAGCGAGAAAUCAAAUGAAGAUGUAGCGCAAUUUUUCAAUGGCGUGACAGAUGCCUUGGGGAACCACGCAUUACACAUCUGUGCUCUGUAUGGAAGCUAUGAUGUUAUGGAUUCCCUAUUUGAUAUUCAAUACUUCGAGUGUGAUCCCUUGACUCGCAUGGAUAAGGACACACCCCUUCACAUUGCCGUACGAUUCGCCAACGAGAAGGAUGCCGAGUUGGGUGAAGAGAUGGUCAAGAUGAUGUGUGAGGCGGGCUGUGACCCUCGGGUUCGGAAUAAGCAUGGCCAAAAACCUGCUGAUCUGGUCUUCAAUAAGCCUGAGAUUAAGCAGGCACUUCAAAAGGCGGAGUACAUCCUCGCUGAGGGUAUUCAAGACAACGACAAUGGUUCUGAGCACGAUAGUGCCAGCGAUAGUGAAUAG
Molecule: messenger RNA, 516 nt
Organism: Penicillium malachiteum
Lineage: Eukaryota; Fungi; Ascomycota; Eurotiomycetes; Eurotiales; Aspergillaceae
Product: ankyrin repeat-containing protein ANK1
Exons: 3
Coding region: 1-516 (171 amino acids)
Molecular function (GO): protein binding
Source: RefSeq, a predicted model, not a curated record